Molecule: messenger RNA, 3401 nt
Organism: Salvelinus fontinalis (brook trout)
Lineage: Eukaryota; Metazoa; Chordata; Actinopteri; Salmoniformes; Salmonidae
Product: protein shisa-9-like
Exons: 4
Coding region: 2360-3124 (254 amino acids)
Biological process (GO): regulation of short-term neuronal synaptic plasticity; regulation of AMPA receptor activity
Cellular component (GO): postsynaptic density; AMPA glutamate receptor complex; dendritic spine membrane
Source: RefSeq, a predicted model, not a curated record
AGGUUAGAUAGGAGGUAAAAAUAAAUGAGGGGAUAAAAAAAGAAAACAGAACAGAACGAGAGAAAGGAAGAGAGAUGGGGAAAGAUGUAAAGAGAGAGAUUUGGAAGGAGAGAGUACAAAAAACAUGGGACAGCCUAGGGAGGAGGGUGUCAGUGACAGAGAGAGAGGGGGGGAGUCACCAAGAGAAGUGCGCGCAUUCGCUCACGAGAGCGAGUGAGAGAUAGCGAGAGAGAGAGCGAGGGAGAGAGCGUGUGAGCAUUUAGUCCUGCCAGAGCACAGUAGUGCAACAUCAACGGAGACGGGAUAAAGAAGCUCUGAGCGAGGGACAAGGAAAACAGAGGAAUACACUUCUGAAGAAAAGCAUAGAGGGGAUGGAAUGAAAAAAAGCAUCCUACUGCUGUUGGUUAUCCUGUUUCAUCCCAUUUCUGUUGGAGAUUUCCAUAAGCAAAGAAACAGAGAAAACACAUACAUGUGAUAUAUAUUUAAAAUUCCUAUACAUAUAUAUCAAAUUAUGCCUGUUUUCACAGAAGCUGCUUUAGGGAAGGACUGUGUUGAGGUUCCUUGCAUAACAAUUGGAAGACUGCUCUAAUGUGCAGCAUUUGGUAAAACUGUUGCAUAUUAAUGCUUUUUGCAAAUGAGCGUGAUAAAAGACCACAAACAACACAAACAGCUUUGCUGCAGUCCCAUUUUUGAAGGCUUCUUGAAAACAGGAUUUUGCAUUGCCUUUUGUUGUCGCCUCUCCAGUUAUUUUGCCCUUGGAACAGGCUGGGGAGUUGAGGCUUGGGUGUGUUGAAUGCAUGGACCGCAUUCCACAGGCUCAGUAAUACCUUCCUGUAUUCACAGCAGUAACGCGGCAGACAGCCUGCUCUUUAGUUGUGUCUGAAAGAGGGAGAGGUAAGUGAGGAAAAUAGAAGAAAGCAGAGAGCAAGAAACAACAACAAAAAAGCAGCAGAGAGGAAUUAUGGAGUCUUGGUAAAUAAACGAAGACAAAGAAAACAAGGAAGGGACCAAAACAAAUAAAGCAACUAACGAUCGACUACAGUAAAGACGUGGGACACUACGCAGAAACGUAAUUACCCCGCAUGUUCGCUCAAAAGUCAGCUUCUCAUAAAUCUAGACUAGGGAGGACUGGACUAGACUCCACAGGCUGGGGGGAUUUCUCAGCACGCUGCCCUUGUCAUUCCCCUAUCCCCUGCUUGGUAGCACUUGUGGGGUUCUAGUUGUCUGGCAGCAGAGCUGUAUUGGUGACCCCAUCUUUUUAGAAUCCCUCUCAGGUGUGGUGUGGAGCCGAUCCGACAGCACCAAGAGAAACCCACAACAACAGAGAGUGACUGGACCCCCAUCCCUCUAAACCCAUUAAGCCAAACUGACACUGACGGAGCGCUGUCACCUAUGGAUUUGAAUGUGUGUGUGUGUCUGUGAGAGUGUGUGUGUGUGUGUGUGCGUGAGUGUGUGUGAGAAAGGCUGCCUUCCUCAGGUUCUGAGGACCUCUUUUAAAUCUGGACUAAAUCAUCAUUUCAGAUCUCAUAGGACAAUAUUGAAGAACUGCAGGCUGUGCUUUCGCUAGAGGGAGUGGAAACAAAAACCAACAUACUUUUUUUCUGGCAUAAUAUAAUAUUGAAGACCAAUUGUAGAAUAACAUCUAACUGGAAUUGCACAUCUGGAAAGGAAAGGAAUGAGAGCAUCAUGUUCCACUUAGCAAAGGGAUUAAAAAUGGCUACAAGAAAAAUAACAAAGAAUCAAAUGAACAUUCAGUUGGAGACCAGGCAGUUGCUCGAGGCAAGAUAAUCGGAGAGGGGAAUAUCAACAACUCCCAUAUUUAUAGAUUAUGACAAGUGGGUUAUCUAGAAGUUCCAGUGCUUUCCGUUUCCCCCACUUCAGCAUUGAUUAAUGCUUGGCAGGGCAAUUAUCAAAAUCUGUGUGUCCCUCUCCUAAAUGAAGACGUUUACAGAAAGGAGCUUGGAUCCUUGAGGAAUCUGCUUUUCCGCUGGCGCUGUUGGGAUUCCAAAUCUCUCUGAUUUACGGAUAACACUUUCUUUAUUGGGGGGAGAUUUUUUUUAAAUGCCACGGGCCAGUUCAUUUCUGGGUGACACCUCCUAAACUGGAGGUGCUCCAGAUUUCAGAUCACAUCUGCUAUUGACAUUUGGCAGAAAAGGGCGGUAUUUUCGCAACACUGCCAGAACUGUGUGUCUGAGUCUGGGACUGAAUCACUGGGGACUCAUUCGUGAGGAGCAGGUUGAGAUUCGAGUGUUUUGGGGCCAGUAAGAAGCCUGCGUUUCUGAAGUUGGUGUUUAUUGGCCUGCACCAGCUUUGAGACACUUCAGCAACUGAACAGAAGCAGCAUCCACAGGUAUCAAACAUGGCUGCCCAUUCUGUGCUCAUCUGCCUCGCCUUCAGCUUUCUGCUCGGCUUCACUUCACUGGGCCAGAACUCUAGAGAGACUGGGGCCGAUGCCCAGGCCAACAACCAGACGGCAGCCACCUCUGAUUCUCCGGAGGCUACGCUGGCCACUCCGGUGGCGGAGGACCAGACCAUCCCAAUGAUAGGCAGCCGCUGCCGGGGCUACUAUGACGUCAUGGGCCAAUGGGACCCACCGUUCAACUGCAACGCGGGCGUCUACCUGUUCUGCUGCGGCUCCUGCUUUUACCGCUUCUGCUGCCAGUUCAAGGUGCACAGCCUGGAGCAGGAGUCCUGCUCCAACUACGACACGCCCGUCUGGGCCAACACCGGCAAGCCGGCGGCCCCCGUCACUGAGGUGCAGGAGGAGCCCGACCGAGACCGCACCCACAUGAUCGUCUACAUCAUCUGUGGCGUGGUGGCCAUCAUGGUGCUGGUGGGCAUCUUCACCAAGCUGGGCCUGGAGAAGAGCAGAGGUGGCCAGACAGACAUGACCAACUCUAGGGCCUUGACAGAGUUGUUGAAGCAGCCCGGCGAGGUGGGCGGAGUGGACGGUACCGGGGGUCACCACCCCAUAGGGACCAAUGGGAUCUCUGGCAGGUCACCGCGCAGCAACAACGACUGCCUUCUCACCUGCAGCGAACCGCACCACACUGGGAAUGAAAUAGGACUGAGACCAUCCUUUUUGAGUGAGACACACCACUACAGACUAACCCAAAUAAGUUAGUGUUUGUUCUGUCAGAGUGUGUCUGUUGGUGUUUGUUCUGUCAGUGUGUGUCUGUUAGUGUUUGUUCUGUCAGUGUGUGUCUGUUAGUGUUUGUUCUGUCAGUGUGUGUCUGUUAGUGUUUGUUCUGUCAGAGUGUGUCUGUUGGUGUUUGUUCUGUCAGUGUGUGUCUGUUAGUGUUUGUUCUGUCAGUGUGUGUCUGUUAGUGUUUGUUCUGUCAGUGUGUGUCUGUUGGUGUUUGUUCUGUCAGUGUGUGUCUGUUGGUGUUUGUUCUGUCAGU